Messenger RNA from Sphenostylis stenocarpa, 744 nucleotides. The record is from the annotation of a GenBank genome assembly. Lineage: Eukaryota; Viridiplantae; Streptophyta; Magnoliopsida; Fabales; Fabaceae.
AUGGGACUUGUGGAGCUUUUGUGGGUGGCAUCUAUGCCGGUGAUUAAAGUACUGCUAAUCACUGCAGUUGGCUUAGUUCUUGCACUGGAUAACAUAAAUUUAUUGGGAAAAGAUGCAAGGAUACAAGUGAAUCAUAUCGUGCAUUACGUGCUUUAUCCUGCACUGGUGGGUGGUAAUUUGGCUGACACGAUUACUUUUGAGAAUGUUGUUUUAUUGUGGUUCAUGCCCGUCAAUAUUCUCCUCACGUUUAUAAUAGGCUCUGUCUUAGGAUGGAUCCUUGUCAAAUUAACAAGGGCUCCCAAACACUUGGAAGGACUAAUAAUUGGUGUUUGUUCUGCAGGAAAUUUAGGAAACUUGCCCAUUAUCAUUAUCCCGGCUAUAUGUAAAGACAAAGGUAGUCCUUUUGGAGACUCCAAUAUCUGUUAUCAAAAUGGAAUGGCUUAUGCUUCACUUUCUAUGGCGGUUGGAGCUGUUUACAUAUGGAUUUAUGUCUACAACAUAAUGCGAGUUUCCUCAAGUAUAGUUCCCACAGAAGAGUAUAGAACCAGCUCCUUCAGACUGGAGGCUUCAGGAGAGAUACUAGAUUAUCUCCCAGAGGAAGAAUCCUCAGACCCCAAAAAUCCAGCAGAGGACAGCAUGGAUGGUGAUGCAUACACCCUUUUGCUUUCGUCAAAUGAAUCCGAGGAGAAACUGAAGGUUGCUACCAAUAACACUUAUAUGUAUCACCUAGCAUCUUUCUCUUGA